AUGGCAGGCUUUGGAGGUCAUCUCAUCGUCCCCAAGGCGAUGAGGUUGAUACGAUUUGCCGUCGAAAAGACUGGCAGAUUGAUACGUGAUAAACUCCCCCAAGCCUCUCGACCCCUCGAGGCCCUCGAAGCAGAGGUUCAGCCCGCGUACGCCAGAGUUACUCAACGUCAACCUGUCAGUCGACUUGCUCAGAUCCGACAGACUCAGAGCCGUUGGUACAGCACCAAAUACGGCAACGGCAACCCUGCUCGCCAUUACUCUUCUCAAUCUGGUGCCAAUGGUUCAGCCUCUCGAGCACCAUCCCAUCCCCUCUCUCGAACUGCUGCUGCUGUUCGACAAUUUACCGGACGUGCCCCCUUUGCAUCGACCCUUCGACCAAAUCUUACUGGAGGCACUUUGUCUCGCAGUGCUGGAGGAUAUGGCUUGGGGAGUGGCCGCGUUGGUGGAGCAAGAUACUUCUCACACGGGCCAGCGGCACCAGCACAAGUCGUGCAGAAUGUUAGUCAGGCAGUACGAGCUUUUUGGCUAUCAGGACAGAAGGCUAGAUUCGAUGGUGCCAGUUCUCGAACGGGAGAGAAGCGAUUCCGCGCUGUAUCCAGCGUUCAGGAAGAUGCCAGAUACACCAUGGACAUGUCUCCAAUCAAUGCUCCAGGAUCGUAUAUCGACUUCAAGGUGAACCCGACCAUAACUGCCAUCGGACCCCUUGCCAGCAUCCCUCGAUCCCCCUCGACUGCCGAGUGUGAUUACGAGACCGAGCAAGACACUCUGAACAACGCAACACUCAUGUCCAACCUCUCAAUCGACUUUGCCCGAGCUUUGAAAGAUCUUGCAGCCAUCAUGAAUGACUUGAAGCAUCUCUCGACUCUUGGUGACUUGCCAAUAUCUCUUCAUAGUAGCACAACCUUGAGGGUUCGGUUCCCUGGCUGUGAUGCGGAUACCGUCGAAAGCUUGUGUCGAGAAUUGAAUAUCAAGCGUGGCAUUGUUGGACAAGAUGAAGAUUUCGAGGUCCUUAAUGGCGUUGAAAUGGCUCUCCUGUUCCCGUAUGCCCCCAGCGAGCUGGCAAGCGAGGUAUGCAAUGAGGCAGAGUACUUUGCAGCCCCUGCGAAACGCGUUAAGCGAGAUCGAGUGGAGUGGCACGAAAUGCUUUCGCCUGCUAAGCAGCCAUCAGCAGGGUUUUCACAUUUCUCCGCGACGAGUCAAUCUGCAGGAGCAUUUGAAGUCAUCGACCAUGCGUUAGGUCCCAAUCCCUGGUUAUCCUCACCUUCAGGGUAUUCCAGUCUUCACACGAGCGAGGUACAUGACCAGGAUUAUGGACGAGAUCCAAUGAUGCCCACGUUUAUGCCCGAUCAAACACAAUCAUGGAAUCGACCGGCAGGGUCCCGCAGUGGAGAGCUCUAUGAGGGGAUUGAAGGUAUUUACCGAUUCAUUGAAGAGUGUGAUCGUGCCCGAUCAUGA
Messenger RNA from Exophiala bonariae, 1455 nucleotides. RefSeq lists its product as uncharacterized. Lineage: Eukaryota; Fungi; Ascomycota; Eurotiomycetes; Chaetothyriales; Herpotrichiellaceae. The transcript has a single exon. Gene Ontology annotation, molecular function: proteasome binding. The record is from RefSeq and is a predicted model, not a curated record. Bases 1 to 1455 code for a protein of 484 amino acids. Gene Ontology annotation, biological process: proteasome assembly.